This is a messenger RNA of Alnus glutinosa, 1707 nucleotides long. Its product is annotated as monocopper oxidase-like protein SKU5. The transcript has 8 exons. Lineage: Eukaryota; Viridiplantae; Streptophyta; Magnoliopsida; Fagales; Betulaceae. The coding region runs from base 1 to 1707 and encodes 568 amino acids. The record is from RefSeq and is a predicted model, not a curated record. Gene Ontology annotation, molecular function: oxidoreductase activity; copper ion binding.
AUGGCUUCUACCGUCCACCAGAGGAGCCUAAUUGCAUUAAUGAUGGCAAUCUUUGUCGCUGGAGCCAACGCCAUUGACAUCUUUCUGGAGUGGAAUGUUACCCUCGACAACACCUUCAAACCUGUGUCCCAAGAUCAACCUGUUAUCACCAUCAAUGGGAUGUUCCCAGGACCCCUUAUCAAUGCCACAACCAACGAUCUUGUCCACGUAAACGUUUUUAACAACAUGGAUGAGCCUCUACUCUUUACAUGGAAUGGCAUACAGCAAAGGUUAAACUCAUGGCAAGAUGGAGUGUCCGGCACAAACUGCCCAAUCCAACCGGGCACGAACUGGACUUAUGUGUUCCAAACAAAGGACCAGAUUGGCAGUUUCUUCUAUUUUCCCUCUAUCAACUUUCAGAAGGCUGCCGGAGGGUUCGGACCCAUCCGUGUCAACAAUCGUAAUGUCAUCGCCGUUCCCUUUCCCAAGCCUGAAGCUGAGUUCGAUUUUCUAAUUGGUGAUUGGUAUUAUGACAACUACAAGCUGAUUAGGUCAAGGAUGCACUUCAACACAGUAGCAUUUGAUGGUAUCUCCGAUAUCAUGUUGAUGAAUGGCAAAGGCCCUUUUGGGCAUCAACUGACAAAAGCCUAUGAAUCUUUCAAUGUUACUAAAGGGAAGACGUAUAGGUUCAGGAUAUCGAAUGUGGGGAAUGCGAUGAGUUUCAAUUUCAGGAUUGAAAACCAUCAAAUGGUGUUGGUUGAAACAGAAGGGUCUUACACCAAUCAGAUCACGUUGGACUCCCUGGACGUGCACGUUGGCCAGUCAUACUCUGUUCUCGUCACAGCCGAUCAAAACGAGGCAGAUUAUUACAUUGUGGCAUCUCCUAAACUGAUAGGCCCUGCUUCUAGAAGCCUUGUGGGCGUUGGGGUGCUACACUAUUCCAAUUCCAAUACACACGUUAACGGGCCUUUGCCGACCGGGCCUGACCCAUUUGAUCUGGAUUUUUCAGUUAAUCAAGCUAAAUCCAUUAGGUGGAACCUGACAGCAGGAGCUGCGAGGCCGAACCGACAAGGAAGCUUCAACGUGACAAAUGUGACCCUAUCGCAAACCUUCAUUCUCCAAGGCUCAAAGGCUGCCAUUGAUGGCUUGCCACGUUAUGCCAUCAACAAUGUGUCUUAUUACACUGUAGACACCCCACUGAAACUUGCUGAUUACUUUGUGAAUGGGUCUGGUGUGUACAAUCUCGACCAAUUUCCUGUUAAAACUGUCAAUGCUGCCGCCGCAUAUGGAGUCUCUGUUGUUACUGGGAUUCAUAAGGGGUGGAUAGAGCUUGUUUUUAUGAACAAUAUUUUGGAUGCCGUGGAUUCUUGGCAUUUCGAUGGUUUUGGGUUCUAUGUUGUCGGGUUUGGCAAGGGAGAAUGGAUCCCAGACUUGCGGAACACCUACAACCUGGUGGAUCCUGUUGUCCGAUCCACCGUACAAGUGUACCCAGGAGGAUGGACGGCAGUUUAUGCAUUCCUUGAUAACCCAGGAAUGUGGAACCUCAGGUCACAACUCUCCAAAAAUUGGUUCUUGGGCCAAGAACUCUACGUUAGAGUUCAUGAUGAUGAUCCUAAUCCUGCCAAGGAGCGGCCGCCACCGGACAACCUCCUUCUAUGUGGUAUAUUUGAAUCUCAUCCUCCAGCUGGUGCGCCGUCUCCAUCUCCGGCUCCGUCGACAGGACGGUGA